AUGGCAAGUCUGGGUCUGAAUAGAGGCCGUGUCGACGUGUGUGGCGCGCUCUGGGCCCAAACUCUGUCGGGGACCUUUGACAUCCAGUCUCAAGAUAUGCUCGGUGUCCGUAUCUUUGCAAGGAAAGGAAAGCCUGUAACUUGGGAGUCGGGACACCAAUUCCAAUUUCAGUACCAGAUGGAACCCCGAGUCGAUGUGCCCAUGUCCCGCGACAGGAGGCUGAGUUUUGAGGCUUGCGUCAUCUUCUCAUCUCUCAAAGGGGAAAGCGGAGUCGUACGCGGCAUGGAAGCUUCCCCCGUUUUCCCCAGAGGGAAUACCACGACCGCAGUCUCGGGACACCGUGUUUCAAGACUUCUUCCCCAAAAGAAGUACGGCUUCAAGACAGAAAGCAAAGGCCCCAAAGGGAGUCUCGGAGAAAAGCAAGGCUCCCCAAUCGAAUUCGCGUACCACCCGAGGCCAGGUGCUUGGGGCUUGGAGACCGGCGAGACAGCAGUAAUAAACAACGUGGUGUCCUGGUCGACGGAUGAUGUUCACAAGGAUCGACGUAGCCCCGGUCGCGCGAGGCCCACCCGGGAAUAUGCAACCCAAAACCCCUUUUUCAACGACAUUCAAGCGCGAGUCGUGCGAUUCGAUAUCAUCACCGCCGCUAUUUGA
Colletotrichum lupini is the source of this 654-nucleotide messenger RNA. RefSeq lists its product as uncharacterized. The transcript has 7 exons. The coding region runs from base 1 to 654 and encodes 217 amino acids. NCBI's taxonomy places the organism in Eukaryota, Fungi, Ascomycota, Sordariomycetes, Glomerellales, Glomerellaceae. The record is from RefSeq and is a predicted model, not a curated record.